CGGACAGCUGACUCUUCAGGCAGGUUAUAACAACAUGUUUCUGAACGCAAUUAAUAUCGACCAUCUUCCGCUUUUCCGUCUUGCAAAUGGCUCCCAAGUCGUACCGCAUCGUCGUUCUGCCAGGGGAUGGCAUUGGACCAGAUGUUAUCGCACAAGCAACGCGAGUGCUAGAGCUCGUCAGCGAGACAUCUACAUCGGUCAAGCUCGUCCUCGAAUCUCAUGACUUUGGUGGAUGUGCCAUCGACAAAUAUGGCGAAUCCCUUCCCGCAUCUACCCUGACAGCGUGUCAGCAGGCGGAUGCCAUUCUUCUGGGCUCUGUGGGUGGCCCCAAGUGGGGCCCCGAAGCAAAAGUCCGCCCUGAGCAAGGUCUUCUUGGCAUCCGCAAAGCUCUGGGUUUAUAUGCAAAUGUUCGCCCAGCGAACUUUGCGUCCGACGCCUUGCUUUCAUACACCCCUCUGAAGCCCGAGAUCGCCAGGGGUGUCGACAUGAUCGUCAUCCGUGAGCUGAUCGGUGGUCUAUACUUUGGUCCUCGCCAGGAACAAGGCGAUGGCGAUUCCGCAUAUGACACCAUGGUAUACAGCGUUGCCGAGGUCGAAAGAAUUACCAGGGUUGCAGCACAAAUUGCUCUUGCUGCCAACCCACCCCUCCCCAUCCACUCUAUCGACAAGGCAAACGUGCUUGCAAGUUCGAGGUUGUGGAGAAGGGUUGUCACCGAGACACUUGCAAAGGAAUACCCCCAGUUGACUGUUGACCACUAUCUCGUUGACUCCGCUGCAAUGAUCAUCGUGGCUAACCCCAAAAAGUUGAACGGUGUAAUCUUGACUGAGAACAUGUUCGGUGACAUCUUGUCAGAUGAGACGAGUGUUAUCCCUGGUUCUCUGGGAUUGCUGCCAUCGGCAUCCCUUGCUGGUGCACCUGCACUAGCUUCAGACCCCUCUUUCAAGCCUACUUCAGGCAUAUACGAGCCUAUUCACGGCUCUGCCCCCGACAUCGCUGGCAAGGGCAUUGCUAAUCCAAUCGGCACCAUUCUCAGCGCAGCCAUGCUCCUGCGGUACUCCCUUGGUCUCGAGAAAGAGGCCCAGGCUGUUGAGACUGCCGUUCGCAAGGUGUUGGAUGAGCCGAGUGCUGGUGGAUAUGGCAUCAGAACAGCUGAUUUGCAAGGGAAAGCAACGACUGUCGAGGUCGGCGACAAGGUCGUCGAGGUGCUCAAGUCCUUGCUGUAGAUAAAUCGACGAAAGUAUACGACUAUGGCAGAAUCAAUGGAAGUGUACAUGUAUUCUACUACUGAAAUCAACAAAUUGAUCCGAUCGAGUAU
This is a messenger RNA of Suillus fuscotomentosus, 1315 nucleotides long. Its product is annotated as 3-isopropylmalate dehydrogenase. NCBI's taxonomy places the organism in Eukaryota, Fungi, Basidiomycota, Agaricomycetes, Boletales, Suillaceae. Gene Ontology annotation, biological process: L-leucine biosynthetic process. The transcript is spliced from 5 exons. The record is from RefSeq and is a predicted model, not a curated record. Gene Ontology annotation, cellular component: cytosol. Gene Ontology annotation, molecular function: 3-isopropylmalate dehydrogenase activity; NAD binding; magnesium ion binding. The coding region runs from base 87 to 1223 and encodes 378 amino acids.